Messenger RNA from Symbiodinium sp. CCMP2592, 948 nucleotides. NCBI's taxonomy places the organism in Eukaryota, Dinophyceae, Suessiales, Symbiodiniaceae. The record is from the annotation of a GenBank genome assembly.
AUGCGUCUGUCUCGCAUCAUGUUUGAGAGAACUCAGCUGGGCACCAUUCUGUUUUUUAUCUGCUGUAGAUUCGGGCCAAGCAUUUUUGUUGGUGUUAUUAUUCGUCCUGUCCACUUGUUUGCUAUGGCGCGUGGUAAGAAGACUACUGGAUCUGCUGCGACUAAGCCCACGGCCGCGGCACCGUCCUCGAAGCGUGGAUCUGCUGCGACUAAGCCCACGGCCGCGGCACCGUCCUCGAAGCCUGCACCGUCCUCGUCCUCGAAGCCUUUCCAGUCCUGGGAUGCUAGGCGAAAGAAGAUGCAUCAGAAUAUGAAGCACGAGGUCGAGCAGGAGCUGAAGCGUCAGUACUCGGAGAAGCUGAGAAACAUUCGGAGUGACUUCUCAGGGCGGUACAAGAAGCUCGGACAGAGGAUGGAGAAUGUGGAGGAGAAGGUCAUCGUCCUCGUGACUAAGUUGCAGAAAUUUAUGGAUAAGCUUGAGGAUGAGCUGUUCUUUCGCAAACUGUCCGAGUCCAGGCCCUCGCCCACGCUGAGUGGUGCCACGUCCUCGUCCGACGAGGCCAUCGACAACGGCGGCGAGCCCAGCGGCGACCUCGACCCCGACCUUCAGAUCAACCACCACGCGGACAGUGCUGGCGACCUCGCCCCCGACCUUCAGACUCAGAUCAACCACCACGUGGGCAGUGCCGGCGACUUCGCCCCCGACCUUCAGACUCAGAUCAACCACCACGCGGGCAGUGCCGGCGACUUCGCCCCCGACCUUCAGACUCAGAUCAACCACCACGCGGACAGUGCUGGCGACCUCGCCCCCAACCUUCAGAUCAACCACCAGGCGGGCAGUGCUGGCGACCUCGCCCCCGACCUUGACCUGGAAGACAAGCCCGCCGACCUGGCCCUCGACCCCCCGCUGGGCCUGAGAAGGCUUGAGGCGUUCUACGGCGAGGUCUAA